This is a messenger RNA of Penicillium longicatenatum, 927 nucleotides long. RefSeq lists its product as uncharacterized. Bases 1 to 927 code for a protein of 308 amino acids. The transcript has a single exon. The record is from RefSeq and is a predicted model, not a curated record. Lineage: Eukaryota; Fungi; Ascomycota; Eurotiomycetes; Eurotiales; Aspergillaceae.
AUGGCGUGCAUGCCCCAGACCCUGAUCGAUCCUGUUCGGGAAUCGAUCUCUCAGGUGGAUGCAGACACAUGGCUCAUCGGACCCCUUCUCCUGCAUCGCUCAAAGGGACCAUGUGACACCUCCACCUGGUACGAUCGAGACGAUACUGCCAGUUAUACCGUUACCACCGCACCUACCCCCAGGCCUGCGAGCGUACCGUUACCGGCAGAUGACCCGAACAUAAAAUUAGUAUACGAUGCCGGGGAUUGUUCUGCAGUCUGGUCUAUAGGACAUAGUGCAUUCUGCAAAGUCAAACUAAGCGUGCCGGGGACCACAGCCGAAGCUACGACAUUAGAUUUUGUGCGCAGACAGCAGCCCAGUUUCAAUAUCCCUACCAUCCUACACAAAACAGAAUAUGAGGACCGAUAUUAUUUGUUUCUUAGAAGAGUUCCUGGUCGAACCCUAUCAGACGCAUGGUCCACUCUCGAUGAGAAUUGGAAAAAUUAUUACAUGAGCGCUAUAGUGGAUGUGUGCAAGUUUCUUGAAUGUCGGGAAGGGGAUAACCUUUGUGGUGUGGAUGGAAACAAUGUGCUCGAGCGGUAUCUGGUUAAACGCGGAGCCGAGGAAGAUUUUUCUCCCCAUAACCUCCGCCAAGGAUGUGAGAUUAUGGGCAUGGAUUGCUCGAAAUUUGUAUUCUAUCACGCUGACCUUGGGCCUGGGAAUAUUAUUGUUGAAGAUAUCCCCGAGACUGGUGUUAUUGGUAUCAUUGAUUGGGAGAUUGCGGGCUUUUUCCCUCGAGGAUGGAUUCGGACCAAAUUUCGAAUGAGUAGUGGAAUGGAUCUGCCUGAUUCUGGAAAACCACUUGAAUGGAGGUCCGGUGUCCAAAAGUUACUUGGAAUACAUGGAUAUGAAGAGUAUGCAACUGAAUUUCAGGCGUGGUGGUUCUAG